This is a messenger RNA of Camellia sinensis, 660 nucleotides long. NCBI's taxonomy places the organism in Eukaryota, Viridiplantae, Streptophyta, Magnoliopsida, Ericales, Theaceae. The record is from RefSeq and is a predicted model, not a curated record.
AUGUCUCAGGUUCUUCAUGGUCCUGCUAUAAAUGGUCUAUUGGUAGGGGUUUCAGAGCAGACUGGUGUUGGUUCUUCUGAUGCCUUGAGGAAUAUGUUGGAGCAAUUUACCCAAAGUCCUGCUAUGAGGAAUACAGUAAAUCAAAUGGCUCAACAGUUUGAUAACCAAGACCUUGGAAACAUGCUUUCAGGGUUUGGUAGAGGCCAAGGUGGUGGCAUUGAUCUGACAAGUAUGGUUCAACAGAUGAUGCCCAUAGUUUCUCAAGCUCUCAGUGGUAGGUCUACAAUCCCUCAACAGUUACCAGUUGUCAGGCCUGAUCCCCAGCCGCAGUACAAUGAAAGAAAUUUGAGCGGUGUUGAGAAAGCAAAUGAUCAAGAUACUCAGACUGAACUCCAAGAAAUGGUUCAGAGAAUCGAACACCAGACUCCACCUGAAGAAAUUUUUCGUACUAUAGCCGAAAGUGCUGCCCAAGUAUAUGACAGUGGCAGUGAUGGAGAAGAUCUUGUGAAUGAAUUGUGCCGUGAAGAGGGCCUUGCCAGUGUAAUUAUUUUGUCUUGUGCCAUUUCUCUACCUGUCACCAUUUCAAUUUCAAAACAAUUGUUUGUAAUUGCAUGUAGUGCAAAGCACUCACUCUUUUUCAAUAAAACCAUUUUUAAUUGA